ACAACAUGAAAACCAACACAAAUUUAUUAUUUCUUCUAAAGAAAUUAAAAGAUAGGAGUCAUGAUGGAGAGCAACAAGUCUUCCCAAGCCUAUCCAAUGAAGGGUGGAGAUGGUGUUUCUAGCUACACUAACAACUCCUCAUAUCAGAAGUCACUUGCUGAAGUCGUUAUGUCGCUCAUAGGCGAAGCGAUCGCCAAUAAGCUAGACGUCCAAAGCUUCGUGGGUGGACACCCUUUCCUUAUCGCGGACUUGGGUUGCUCUAUAGGCCCUAACACCUUCAUAGCAGUCAAAAACAUAAUAAACUCCGUGCAACUCAAAUACCAAACCCUUAAAAUCACCCCAACACCGGAAUUCCAAGUCUUUUUCAAUGAUCAUGCCUCAAACGACUUCAACACCCUUUUCAAAACCCUUCCUUCCGACAAACAUUAUUAUGCAGCCGGCGUCCCAGGCUCAUUUUAUGCGCGUUUGUUCCCACGAUCAUCGUUUCAUCUCAUCUACUCUUCGUUCGCUCUCCAUUGGCUUUCUAAAGUGCCUGGUGAGGUGAUGGAAAGGGGCUCUCCGGCUUGGAACAAAGGGAGAGUUCAUUAUGGUGGUGCUGAAGAGGAGGUGGUGAUGGCUUAUAAACAACAAUAUGAGAGAGAUAUGCAUGGGUUCUUAAAUGCUCGAGCAGAAGAGGUGGUUUGCGGCGGUUUAGUGGUGGUUCUAGUGCCGGGCCGGCCAAAUGAAGUUCCACAUUCCAAGUGCAUUGGUAAUGUGUUGUUUGAGAUUUUGGGUUGUUGCUUGUUGGAGAUGGCUAAGGAGGGUAAGAUUAAUGAAGAAACGGUAGACCAUCUCAACCUACCCAUCUACUAUGCAUCGCCACAAGAACUAGAGGAAAUAGUUAACAAAAACGGUUACUUUACAAUAGAUAGAAUGGAGGGAUUGCCUCACAUUGCAGAACCUGAGACGAAGCAUGCGGCCACACGUCUAGCAUUGGGUAUACGGGUUGGUGUGGAGGCCAUCUUCAAGGGCCACCUCGAAGAAGAAACCAUAGAUGAGCUGUUCGAUUCCUAUAGCAAGAAACUAGAACAAGUACCCUCUGCAUAUUCAUCCGGUGGAGCAUCCAUAAUGUUUGCGGUAUUUAGAAGAAAUGAUAAAUGUUAUUAAAGAGUGAGAGCUACUUUAAAAGUGUUAUCAAAUCUUUAAGUGUCAUGUUUGAUUAAAUUUCAAGUCUUUAUCAAUCAAAUCAUUUGGUAUUUGAUUUUUAA
This is a messenger RNA of Helianthus annuus (common sunflower), 1247 nucleotides long. Its product is annotated as loganic acid O-methyltransferase. Gene Ontology annotation, molecular function: S-adenosylmethionine-dependent methyltransferase activity. The transcript is spliced from 3 exons. Gene Ontology annotation, biological process: methylation. Lineage: Eukaryota; Viridiplantae; Streptophyta; Magnoliopsida; Asterales; Asteraceae. Bases 61 to 1146 code for a protein of 361 amino acids. The record is from RefSeq and is a predicted model, not a curated record.